This is a messenger RNA of Macrobrachium nipponense, 2464 nucleotides long. Its product is annotated as DNA mismatch repair protein Mlh1-like. Bases 1 to 1956 code for a protein of 651 amino acids. Gene Ontology annotation, biological process: mismatch repair. Gene Ontology annotation, cellular component: MutLalpha complex. Gene Ontology annotation, molecular function: ATP-dependent DNA damage sensor activity; ATP binding; ATP hydrolysis activity. The record is from RefSeq and is a predicted model, not a curated record. Lineage: Eukaryota; Metazoa; Arthropoda; Malacostraca; Decapoda; Palaemonidae. The transcript has 13 exons.
AUGGAGAAAAAACACUUCUUUUGUAAUAACAAAGUGCAAGAUAUGGAUAAAGUCAAUAAGGAAAAGAAGUUUAAAAGUCUUUUCCUCAGUGAAGUGUUGUUCAUCAAGAGUCGAUCAUCCAGUAUUUCUGGGGGAAUUCGUAAAGAGGACCUUGAAAUAGUUUGUGAGAGAUUUACAACAAGCAAGCUCCGUGAAUUUGAAGAUCUCACAUCAAUAGCUACUUAUGGAUUUCGUGGUGAAGCAUUGGCAUCCAUUAGUCAUGUUGCACAUCUAACCAUAACAACUCGAACAAAUGAUUCUAAGUGUGCUUGGAAAGCUUCAUACGUUGACAGCAAGCUAACUGGUCCUCCAAAGCCAUGUGCUGGCAAUCAGGGUACACAAAUUUCAGUUGAAGAUCUCUUUUAUAAUGUAGCAACACGCAGAAAAGCACUUAAAAGCCCUGGAGAAGAGCAUGCCAAAGUGGCCGAGGUUGUGAGUAGGUAUGCUGUACACAACUCCAAGGUCUCAUUUACUCUUAAGAAGCAAGGAGAAAAUUCUACAGACAUCAGAACUCCUCCAAAUUCAACUGUUGUGGAUAACAUUAGAAUAAUAUUUGGUCCUUCAGUUGCUAGAGAACUUCUAGAAUUGUCAUUAGAAGAUGAUAAGUUAAAGUUUAAAUUAAAUGGCCAUAUCAGCAAUGCUAAUUAUUCAGUGAAGAAAUGUGUGUUUUUGUUGUUCAUCAAUCAUAGGCUUGUUGAUUCAACAGCACUGAGAAAAGCCAUUGAAACUGUGUAUGCAUCAUAUUUACCCAAAAACAGUCAUCCAUUUAUGUAUCUGAGCUUGGAAAUUGCUCCACAAAAUGUUGAUGUCAAUGUUCACCCCACAAAGCAUGAGGUUCACUUUUUACACGAGGACUCAGUCAUUGAAAAGAUUCAGCAGGCUGUGGAAACAAAGCUCCUGGGCUGCAAUUCAUCUAGAACAUUUUACACUCAGGCAUUAUUGCCUGGAGCUAACCCAGCUCCAGAGUUGGUAAAUGAAAAAGACCAAGGUGGUAGUAGUGGCUCAGGUGAAAAGAAAGACAAGAUAUAUGCACAUCAGAUGGUGCGGACAGACUCACGAGAUCAAAAGCUGGAUAAGUUUCUCUCGAAACCGGCACAGAACAAAGAUGAACAGAUGGACGAAGAUUUUGAAGACAGUGGAAAGUCUAGUUCAAAUGAUCCAAAACCAGUACGGCGUGAAAUAAGACUAACAAGUAUUCUGUCGCUAAUAUCUGAAUUUGAGAACAUUUGCCAUUCUGGUUUAAGGGAAGCUGUCAAGAACAUGACAUUUGUUGGUUGUGUUAGCCCUCAAUAUGCUCUUAUUCAGCAUGGAAACAAAUUGUAUCUAACAAAUACUUCAUCACUGAGUGAAGAACUGUUCUAUCAGUUGCUGCUUGCUGACUUUGGCAACUUUGGCAUUCUUAAGCUUUCAACCCCAGCAAGUAUUAAUGAAUUAGCAUUAAUUGCACUUGACCUAGAAGAGAGUGGCUGGUCUGAGGCUGAUGGAAAGAAAGAGGACUUGGCAAACUAUAUUGUUACUCUUCUGCAGUCCAAAAGUCCUAUGUUGGAUGACUAUUUUAGCCUGAAAAUUGAUGAUGAUGGCAAUCUAUGUACUCUUCCAUAUGUAAUAGAUGAUUACGUACCAGCAAUGGAAGGUCUUCCCAUGUAUAUUCUUCGAUUAGCAACGGAGGUUGACUGGGAUGAUGAAAAGGAAUGCUUCCAGACAUUUUGUCGUGAAACUGCAAGAUUUUAUCGCAUUCAAAGAAACAACGAACCAAAUCGGGUUGAAGCAACCGACAACUGGAAGUGGGUGGUAGAGCAUGUUAUAUAUCCUGCUGUGAGAAAGUCUCUGCUACCACCACAACACUUUGCUCAAGAUACUACAUUUUUGCAGAUUGCAAAUCUCACAGAUUUAUAUAGGGUCUUUGAAAGAUGUUAGCCUACUUAAUUCAGCAAAUUUCGCUGUCCUAUAAUUGAUAGUUAUCAUAUACAUAUAGUCUAAUCACUUCUCUAGUUUUAGAGUAUGCACUUGUUCAUUGACAAGGCUGAAUAUAUUUUCACUAAUGUUAAAAUGCACAGGUUUGGUCAUUUAGGUAACUAAAGGAAGAAGUUUUUUUGUACCAAAGGUAAAACUGUGAUAAACUUUCAUUAAGCCAUAUUAAAAUCAGAGAUCAGAAAAGUGUGAUAAAGUGAAUGAAACUUUUACACUAUGGUAAACUUUAAUUUAUAACAUGUCCAGCAGUUUACAUUAUUUACACUACAACAAACUAUAUGCACCUUCACAUCAUAAUGACAAAAAUGAUGUGGGAUUCUACAUACCUCAAGAGGGAAGGCAAAUAUGUACAUAAUAAACAUUUACUGAAUUAACAUUCACAGCUCUUCUACGUAAAAAUGGCACACUGAUACCAAACUUUAUUGUAAAUAAAGACUAUCAUCUGUACAACUUU